Messenger RNA from Poeciliopsis prolifica (blackstripe livebearer), 2591 nucleotides. It is a transcript of the gene grk1a, whose product is annotated as G protein-coupled receptor kinase 1 a. NCBI's taxonomy places the organism in Eukaryota, Metazoa, Chordata, Actinopteri, Cyprinodontiformes, Poeciliidae. Gene Ontology annotation, molecular function: ATP binding; rhodopsin kinase activity. The record is from RefSeq and is a predicted model, not a curated record. Gene Ontology annotation, cellular component: cytoplasm. Gene Ontology annotation, biological process: signal transduction; visual perception; protein phosphorylation. The coding region runs from base 190 to 2004 and encodes 604 amino acids. The transcript is spliced from 6 exons.
UUCAGUGAUCACCUCACUGAGGUCUCUGCUGUGAGCGGAUGAUAGGUGGCUGAUAAACUUUGCCUCUGAAAUCCCUAAGGGAAGAAUAAAUCCCUACAUCCUCCUUCUUGUUUUGGGCUUCCUCCUUUACAGACUUUCAGCUAAAACCUCUUUGAAUAGUUUUUUUUUUUGUUUCUUUUCUGUAUCACCAUGGAUAUUGGUGGCUUGACCACAGUGGUGGCCAACUCUGCCUACAUCUCUGCCCGUGGGAGCUUCGAUGGCACCGCCAAUCCAGCCGUCAACCGAGACAAGAAGUUCCGCGCCCGCCUGAAGCUGCCUCACAUCACCGUCUGUGAAGGUCUGCGUGAAACCUUGGAUCUGGGCUUCAACACUGUCUGCGUGGAGCAGCCCAUCGGCAAACGGCUUUUCCAGGAGUUCUUGGACUCCAACAGCGAGUACAAAGGCCCCUGCCGUCUUUGGAAGGAUAUCGAGGAAUAUAACAUGGCUGAGGACGAGGACAGAGCCAGUAAAGCCAGCAAGAUCCUGUCUCGGUACAUGGAGCCCGAUGCCAAGUAUUACUGCCCCUUUCUGCCGGAGAAUGGCAUCACAAAGGUCAAGGAGAAACAUCAGGAAGCCGGCGACGAUCUUUUCAAUGAGACCUUGGACAGCGUCAUGGACUUCCUCAAAGAAGUGCCCUACACUUUCUUCAUGGAGAGCAUGUAUCUGAAGAGGUUCCUGCAGUGGAAGUGGCUGGAGACGCAGCCGGUGGGAGAGGACUGGUUUUUGGAUUUCCGCGUUUUAGGUAAAGGUGGCUUUGGGGAAGUGUCCGCCUGUCAGAUGAAAGGCACGGGAAAACUGUACGCCUGCAAAAAGCUCAACAAGAAAAGGUUAAAGAAAAGAAAAGGUUAUGAGGGAGCGAUGGUGGAGAAAAGGAUCCUCGCCCGAGUUCACAGCAGGUUCAUUGUCUCCUUGGCUUAUGCCUUCCAGACAAAAAUCGAGUUAUGUCUGGUCAUGACCAUCAUGAAUGGAGGAGACCUGAGGUUAAAACUUCAAUCAACACUUUUACACUUAUUAUUAUUAUUGUUUGUUUCAUAUCAUCUUCAGAUUAGUUCAAAUUACACAAUGUCUUCCUCCCUGUCCCUGAUCAAUAACUUUGCUUCCAGGUAUCACAUUUACAAUGUGGAUGAGAACAACCCAGGCUUUGAUGAGCCGCGGGCCUGUUACUAUACGGCACAGAUUAUCCAGGGCAUGGAGCACCUCCACCAGAAGAGGAUCAUUUAUAGAGACCUGAAGCCAGAGAACGUGUUGCUGGACAAUGAGGGUAACGUACGAAUCUCUGAUCUGGGUCUCGCCGUGGAGCUGGCAGAUGAUCAGUUCAAAAUCAAGGGCUACGCUGGAACCCCAGGUUUUAUGGCUCCCGAGCUUCUUAAAGGCGAAGAGUACGAUUACUCUGUGGAUUAUUUCACUCUGGGAGUCACACUCUAUGAGUUCCUGGCUGCUAAGGGACCUUUCAGGAGUCGCGGAGAGAAGGUGGAGAACAAGGUGGUGAAGAAACGGAUUCUGAACGAUCCCGUAACCUAUCCCGAAAAGUUCAGCGAGAGCGCCCGGUCCAUCUGCGAGGGUCUGCUGUGCAAGGAGGUCGACAAGAGGUUCGGGUUCAAGGACGGCUCGUGCGACGAGCUGAGGGCUCACCCCUUCUUCCAGGAUAUCAACUGGAGGAAACUGAACGCAGGAAUCCUCCCUCCCCCUUUCGUGCCAGACUCUAAGACGGUGUACGCCAAGGACCUGGAUAACGUCGGCGCCUUCUCCACGGUGAAAGGCGUGGCUCUGGAAGACGUAGACAAGGAAUUUUUCGAUGAGUUCGCCACAGGGAACAUCCCCAUCCCCUGGCAGGAGGAGAUGAUAGAGACCGGGAUCUACGGAGAGCUCAACGUGUGGGGCCCCGGCGGCACCCUGCCCAACGACCUGCGGCGUGAAUCCAUCCUGGAGCAGCCGCCCAAGUCCUCCACCUGCGCGCUGUGCUGAGAGUUCAACAUGAAACCUCUCUUCUCUAUGAGAGCGAUUGUACAGGGACUGUCAUGAGAACUGAGCACUUUUCAAGCAAGAAGUCAGCGAAGGAAAAUUCAUGUCAUCGAUGAUUCUUUUUUUGUUGUUGUUGUAUUUCAAGAACUGCAUAAUGUAAGGAUAUUUAUAGGAUUAUUGUGCUUUUUAACAACUUUACUCCAGAGUAAGAAAUUACUCAACAGUUUGCGUAGCUAUUUGAUCUUUCAUCAGGCUUCUUUAAAAACAUUUUUCUUUAUUUUUUUGCAAAAUAUACAGAUUUCUUUCUCAAUGUAACAGUUCUACUUAGGAGUAAAAAAAAAGUGAAGUUUCAUAAGUCCUUUAUUUUAGUUUAACAUUUUUUCAAGCCUAUCAUGUUGGAGGUUAAUGUUUAAUAUUCUAGUUUAUGCAUUUACAAAGUAUUCAUUCAUUUUUUCAAAUUCCACCAUAAUCAUCUCUUUUUGCCGAAACAAAAACGGUGACAAUGUGUCAAUCAUUGUAAAUAAUUAUUUGAAUAUGUUAAAUAUUAAUAAAAUCCCUCUGAAAAAUGUGAAUAAAAACCUUAAAUUGAA